Molecule: messenger RNA, 2118 nt
Organism: Diaporthe amygdali
Lineage: Eukaryota; Fungi; Ascomycota; Sordariomycetes; Diaporthales; Diaporthaceae
Product: dead deah box
Exons: 1
Coding region: 1-2118 (705 amino acids)
Biological process (GO): mRNA splicing, via spliceosome
Cellular component (GO): catalytic step 2 spliceosome
Molecular function (GO): ATP binding; RNA helicase activity; RNA binding
Source: RefSeq, a predicted model, not a curated record
AUGGACGGCACAAAGAAGAAGGCCCCCCUCGAUCUGGAGGAGCUGAUCAGGAAGAAGAAGGAAGCUGAUGCGGCAGCGAAGAAACCUCGAUUCAUACCGAAAGCGCAGAGGCUGGCGCUCCAGGCCAAGAAAGCCGAGGAAGAGAAAUUGCAAGAGGCAGAAAAGGAGCGAGAGCGAAAACAGUCCAGUGAGCGAUCAAGAAGAGAAUUUCUGGCCCUGAGCGACCCAAGAUACCAGAAGAACUCCUCAGCCAUUCCUACCGGCCCCAAGGCGAUGCGCCACAAUGGGACCAGCAACGGGCACGUGAAUGGUGACAGAAAGAAAGAUGCAGAAUCGGACAAGGUCAGCAAGGGUAAGCGGACCUGGGAGGAUGACGAAGAGACGCUCCGUAGGGAGCGAUAUAUGGGGCCUCAGGUGAAUGAAAGUACCUUCUCCGCCAACAAGAAACGAAAGAGGACGGGCAACAAGUUCAACUUUGAGUGGGAUGCCUCAGAAGAUACCAGCAAAGAAUACGAUCCUAUUUAUGCCCAGAAAGCAUCCUCGUUCAUCGGGUCUGGUCGGCUGGCUGGUUUCGGGGACGAGGUGGCAGAAGAAAACGCGAGGAACUUUGCUGCCAAGUUGGCGCAAAGGGAUCCUCAACGGGCAAAAGAGUACCUCGAGCAGUUCGAGGCGGCCAAAAAGAAGUCGGCGGCUCGAAACACGCUUGGAAAGCACUGGUCUGAAAAGGAUCUCACGGAAAUGCGCGAGCGAGACUGGCGUAUUUUCAAAGAAGACUUUGGCAUUGCUACCAAAGGCGGAGCGAUUCCGAAUCCAAUGCGGAAUUGGGGCGAGUCGGGCCUGCCAAAAGACCUCCUGGAUGUGAUCAAGCAAGUGGGCUAUGAUGAUCCCUCGCCUAUCCAAAGAGCUGCGAUCCCCAUAGCUCUACAGGCGCGUGACCUGAUCGGAGUAGCUGUGACAGGUUCAGGAAAGACUGCAGCUUUCCUCCUGCCCUUACUGGUCUACAUCCGCAGCCUUCCGGCCCUCGACGAGUACAACAAGGCCGACGGCCCUUACGCUCUCAUCAUGGCGCCGACCCGUGAACUGGCGCAGCAGAUCGAAUCGGAGGCAAAGAAGUUCGCGGAACCUCUAGGCUUCAAUACAGUCAGUAUUGUUGGUGGACACUCUCUGGAAGAACAGGCCUUUGCUCUGAGGAAUGGUGCCGAGAUCAUCGUCGCAACGCCAGGACGUCUCAAGGAUUGUAUCGAACGACGUCUCCUGGUACUCUCACAGUGCUGCUACAUCGUUAUGGAUGAAGCAGAUCGAAUGAUCGACCUCGGCUUUGAGGAGGCAUUGAACAGGAUCCUCGAUGCCCUCCCCGUCAGCAACGAGAAGCCGGACACGGAAGAGGCCGAGAAUGCUUUGCUCAUGAAGCAAAAUAUCGGCAUCAAGGACCUUAAAUAUAGGCAGACCAUGAUGUACACCGCCACUAUGCCGCCACUCGUCGAGAAAAUUGCCAAGCAGUACCUCCGACGACCAGCCAUUGUGACCAUCGGCAACGUUGGAGAAGCUGUCGACACAGUUGAGCAGCGGGUCGAGCUCAUCAAUGGAGAGGACAAGCGCAAGAAGCGGUUGGGAGAGCUUCUACAUUCAGGCCAGUACGACCCACCCAUCAUCGUUUUCGUCAACAUCAAGCGAAACUGUGACACGGUCGCGCGCGAUAUCAAGCGACUCGGUCUCAACGCCGUCACGCUGCACGGCAGCAAGACCCAGGAGCAGAGAGAGGCGGCAUUGGACUCCUUGCGCAAGGGCGAGUCGAAGAUCCUGGUGGCAACGGAUCUUGCUGGACGUGGUAUCGAUGUUCCGGACGUCUCACUGGUCAUCAACUUCAACAUGGCGCCAAGCAUCGAGGCAUACACCCAUCGUAUCGGUCGUACGGGUCGUGCGGGAAAGAGUGGUGUUGCAAUCACAUUCUUGGGCAGUGAAGACGAUGACGUGAAAUAUGAUCUGAAACAGAUGAUCAUGAAGUCCCCGAUAUCCAAGGUGCCGGAUGAGUUGAGGAGGGACCCAGCUGCCCAGCAAAAACCAGUCAGAGGCAGAAAGACGGAAGCGCCUGCUUUUGGCGCAAAGAGCGCUUGGUAG